AUGGACUCUGUGAACGUGUUCGACAUUUACAGCACUCCCGAGACUCCCACGGCUCCCCCAAGCAAAAAGAAGGCAAGGAAGAGGCACCCUGGGGAAAGCAGCAAAGUGCCUCAAACUAAGAAGCCUCGUAAUGCAAGCCUCCCGGAGGACGGGCCCUCAACCAACACAACUCCACCCUCUCCUCUCAAGCAGCAGACUCCCUCGGCUCCAGCCGGAACGACUCCACCUCCAGCGGCCCCAACCGACCAGGCUCAGCAGGCCGGUCCUGCUUCGACUAGGGGUGACAUAACUAGUCGUGCCUUCAAAUCGGUCAAGGACAGGGUCGCAAAAAAUGUAAAGCACGACCGCUACCGAGAGGCGAUGGCUGCAAGAAAGGCGAUGGACGUCGAUCUAAUCUUAAACCACGCCUUGAACGAGUUUCCCAGUGCAAUUCUGACCCUUACUGCCGGCCGUCUCCGCUCGGGUGCUGUUAUCGAGCAGGCCAAAUCUUUGGAGCAACGGCACGCUGAUGAACUUAAAGCUGCCGUAGAGAAAUAUGCCGAACAGAUUGCAGUGGUGCUCGAGGAGAAGAAUAAAUUGAAUGAGCAGCUGAAGGAGAAGCAAAAGUCUCUGGACAAAGCCAUCAAUCAGAGGGACUAG
Molecule: messenger RNA, 639 nt
Organism: Humulus lupulus (European hop)
Lineage: Eukaryota; Viridiplantae; Streptophyta; Magnoliopsida; Rosales; Cannabaceae
Exons: 2
Coding region: 1-639 (212 amino acids)
Source: RefSeq, a predicted model, not a curated record